Molecule: messenger RNA, 532 nt
Organism: Paramecium sonneborni
Lineage: Eukaryota; Ciliophora; Oligohymenophorea; Peniculida; Parameciidae
Source: the annotation of a GenBank genome assembly
UUUAUUUAGAAUUAAUCAUUAAUAAUUAUAAUGAGAUCAUAAAGUCCUUUAUUAUCCCCUUAAAAUUAUAAACAAACCACUAAUAUAUUCACUCCCACAUAGAAAAGACAUGUGUCACAAUUAUCAACAGGAAAAAAUAUAUCCAAUACAUCUUAGACUGAUAUUAAACUUAAAAAAAAGGAAUUUUAACUUUUACUUCCAUCCUAGGUUUUAGAAAAGCCAAAAUUAUUUCAAACUGCUAAUAACUAUUAUCGCACCAAUAGUAUAACUAAAGUAAAGCCAUCUGAGAGUCCUACAAGAAUUUUGUUUAAAACAGGAUUUGAAUAAUAAGAAGAGAUCAAAAGGUUGAAAAUAGAAAAUCAAAAUUUAAAAGAGAUUAUGAAAAAAUAACAAGAUUAAUUAAAAUAGUUUUCGGAAUUAGGAAAUAUUUUAGAAUUAAAUAAAUAGCUCUAGGAAAAAAUAGAAAAAUUAGAAAAAGAAAAUAGUAUACUUAGAUAAAAUGUCGAAGAAAACAACAAAAAUGAGUGAAUAC